Folsomia candida is the source of this 2288-nucleotide messenger RNA. RefSeq names its product DNA polymerase delta subunit 3. The record is from RefSeq and is a predicted model, not a curated record. Gene Ontology annotation, molecular function: DNA-directed DNA polymerase activity. Gene Ontology annotation, cellular component: nucleus; delta DNA polymerase complex. The transcript has 7 exons. Bases 163 to 1755 code for a protein of 530 amino acids. Lineage: Eukaryota; Metazoa; Arthropoda; Collembola; Entomobryomorpha; Isotomidae. Gene Ontology annotation, biological process: DNA synthesis involved in UV-damage excision repair; DNA strand elongation involved in DNA replication; DNA replication.
CAGUCGAUAAUUAGACCGGCAGCGGGUGAAGGCUGCAAUGCGGAGGCAAACCAACAACGAAAUAUUAUCGUAAAAAUAAUAUUGAUUUUGUACCUGAUUAAUUAAAGUUAAUUGAUUAUUAAUUGUCUAUUGCGGAGGAGAUCUUAUCGACAUUAGAUCAUCAUGACGUUACCGGUAGACCAAGUUUACCUUGAAAAUUUGGAGGAAUAUAUCUUUGAUGAUGAGAAAUUCGUUUCGUACAAAUGGCUCAGUUGCAAGCUUGGGGUUCAUGUGAAUUUAUCGAAGCAAAUGCUCUACCAAUUUCUAGAAAUCCAGAAAGAAAAGGGCAAGAAAAUCCAUGCCAUGUACUACAUUUCCGGAAUGGCUCCGCAGAAAUGGAUUUCAAAACUGAAUUCUUCUGAUGACGCUGGUUCCAAUGGGUCAUCAGCAUCUUCCUCCCCGGAAUUUGUUGAGAAUAAGUCGCCCCCAGCGGAUGAGGGUUCCCCAGACAUGUUCCUCUUUGACAGCAGUGACGAAGAGGAGGAUGACGACUUUGAUGAGAAUGGGGACGCCUUCAUAGUCUCGAUUUGCAAAGAGCAGGAAGUUGAAGAGUAUCGAAAACACUUUUCGCAAAUAUUUUCACUCCACGUUUAUGGGCUCAGCUCGUUUCCAAUGACCAAACAGAGAUUGGAUGACUUUACCAAAGUUUCAUUGUUUGAUGACGACGGGAAUGUGCCACAACAUUAUGGACCUAUGGUGGUUAAGACAAACAUUGAAUUCAGACCUGAUCCACGCAACGUUCAAAAACUGAAAGACAUCGCAGAGGUGAAAGCAAUGGUGAAAAUACAGAAGGAAAAAUGGGAGAAGGAAGAAGCAUUGAAAGAACAGAAGAAGAAAGAAGAGGCUGCCAAGCCCAAAACGUUUAGUAUUUUCCCUCAAACUACUACGUCAAAAAGUAAAAAGGAGGAAACGACGACCAAGAAGGAUACAACUAAAAGUGGUGGAGGUGGAGGUGAUAAUCGAUUAAAGAAUAUGUUUGCUGCGGCAGCAAGUAAACCCCCAGCGCCGAAAAAGAUUGUCGAGGAAGAACCGAAAAAAGCUGACCCUCCAGUCAAAGAGAACAAGCGUAACACGAAAGAAGCCAGUGAUGAUGAAGGAUCUCCGUUCCAAUCCAGGAGAAAUAAGCCCAAAGGAAAGGGAUCUUCUACUGCAAAGAAUAAAAAGAAACAAAGUGAAAGCCAAAAAAGGAAAAGAAUUCGCGACGUGUUUUCCUCUUCAGAAGACGACAGUGAUACUGAGCGCAAUGCAAAAAUGUCGGAUAAUGAAGAACUUCCCGAAUCUCCAGUUCCUAGGAAGUAUCAAAUUCAGUCAGACUCAGACUCAGACGACGCACAACCUGAACCGGCCCGUCCCAAUAAAACUAAACAAGGUUCUAGUGAGGAUAAAGUUGAGAAAACAGGAAGGAAGCGAGUAUGUAAAACUGUUCCGCAUCGCCACGUUGAUGAUGAAGGGUUUUUAGUGACCGUAAUGGAACAAGUGAUGGUAUCAGAGUCAGAUCAUUCGGAAGGGGAUGAGCCAAUGAACACUGACGAGGAACCAGCUCCUGUUCCCCGUGACAUUGUGAAGAAACCAGAAGAACCAUCCAAAACUUCCUCAUUGCCAAAGUCAAAGGAAGUUCCAAAGCCUGCGGCGACAAGCAAAGCUGCCAAGGGAAAAUCUGCUGCUGCCGGAACAUCAAAGCAAGCAUCUAUCAUGUCAUUCUUCAAGAAAAAGUGAGGGCUUCCGGUUCAUGCAGUGACCAAUCAUCAUCUGACUGAUUAUAUUCAACGUAUUUCACAAACAAACCAAAACCACGAGUCUUACAAUUCUUAAAAUUUAUUAAAAAUUCAAUUUUUGGAAACCUUAUAAAUAUUGUAGUUUGACAACGUAAAAAAACUUAAGUUUUGUUCUGUAUUACUUUUUCUAUAAGUUAUACAUACGCCAUCCAGUUUUCUGCUAGGGUUGAUUCGAAUCUAUUCAAGCUGCUGCCAUUCGUAGAGAAGUGCAAUUUCAGCAAGAUUGAUUUACAAGUUUACAAAUCAACUUGCAAGAAUAGGAUCAAUCUAAACAUUUGAUGAAUAAUUGACCAUUAUAAAAGUUACAAGGUUAUUAUUAAGUAAAGUUAAUGCAUUUCAUAAUCAGCUCUACUCUCUUGUCUGCUACUUUAAUUCACUACUCUAUUACCAUCUCUUUUAUGUAUUUAAUUCAAUCUAUUUUUGCCUCAACUUUUUCAACAGGCUAAUAAACCGAUGUAUUAUCGAUGAACAAAA